UGAAAAGGGUUUUCGGAUUAAAUAGUUCCCUUCAAAGGGUUUGUUUGUCAAAGCUGAUGCAUGAAGACCAGCUGCUACACCUUUUCCUGGGGCUUCGACAACUCCGUUUCAUUUAUUUGGGUAAAAUCCCAUUUUAGAAUUUUGAAUAAAUAUUUGGAAUUUACAGAGAAGUACUUGUAAUUUUUCAAGGUAGUGGAAAAAAAAAAGGCUCUUCUGGGAAUGAGGGCAGAGUUAAGCACAAGCAAGCUGACCCACUGACCAAAAGUGUACUUUUUCUUUUGCAAGUUCAAGUUCUUAUCGAGGGUUCGGUUCAACAAAUAAAAAAGGCCUUCUUUUGAUAUUUUUUGUGGUGGGUUCAAGGGUUUCUCGUUGAGCAAGGCCAAGGGUCUAAUGGCAAUAGUGGAUUCCAGCAGCAGAAUCUCUUCUAGCCUUGAGUUCUUCAAGGUUUUUUUCCCCAAUUCCAGUUCUGAGCGUAUGAGUAUACCACCUGCUUUUGUGAAGUAUUUUAAUGGAAGGAUACCAAGUGAAGCUGUUAUCAGAGAUCAAAGCGGAAAAUCUUGGCAUGUUACCUUGGAAGAACUGAAGAAUGUUGUGUUUUUCAAGGAUGGCUGGCAAGAAUUUGUUGACAGCCACCUCUUGAAACUUGGAGAGUUUUUAGUUUUUCAAUACGAUGGGAGUCAUAUGUUUGAUGUUAAGAUAUUUAGUAAAAAUGGAUGCAAGAAAAAGCUAGUAUCAAGAACCGGUACUCCUUUCCCAGUUGCGAAGGUCAAAGAUGAGCCCCAAUCUGAGCACGAUUAUAGUACAUCCUUAACUCGUUGCAAAAGAAGUGAUUCAGAAGUUAGAUCCACUGGUUCAGGCACUGCCCCUAAAUCAAAGAGAAGAUCAACAUCAAAUCUUGAAGAACUUAGUCCCUCUAACAACACAGAACAUAUUUCGACAAAAUCACCAACCUUCGAGCACAUAGUUAGGCAUUGGUCACGUAACUCCAUUCAUAUUCCUAAACCGGCGAUAGUUACCCAUAACAUCUUGCUGAAGCCAAAUGUGGUUAUUGUAGAUGAAAUGGGCAGGUCGUGGGUGGUGACCGCGAAGCCAAUUAGCCGUGGUCGGUUUGCCUUGACCACUGGUUGGCCUGCUUUCUUCAGGGAAAAUAGUUUGAUACCAGGCGAUGAAUGUACAUUUGAGUUUGUUCUUGGUUCGAAUAACAUUUGUGGAGAACUAAAGGUGAAAAUCAUGCGCACCCUCGAAAUAACUCAACAAGAAAAACAGACAACAAUGGUGCAAGAGGAAUGAUGCAUUGUAUCUUGCAUCUGAAUCUUCCUUGUAAAAAAUAAUUUUGUUGCUGUACUGUACACACUUCAAUGUUUAAGUUCUAAACAGAAUAUUUAGAGUAUGUUUGGGAUCUCUUUUAAAAAA
Molecule: messenger RNA, 1413 nt
Organism: Benincasa hispida (wax gourd)
Lineage: Eukaryota; Viridiplantae; Streptophyta; Magnoliopsida; Cucurbitales; Cucurbitaceae
Source: RefSeq, a predicted model, not a curated record